AUGGAUAAAUUUAUUGUGGGCACGACAAAGAUACUUAUAGUUGUUUUUAUUUGUUUUCUUUUGCAGAUAAACUUCCCAUCGGGUGCAUCAGUAAAGGUUCACCUUGGCUCAUAUGUCAACGUAUAUAUCAAGAUACCGGCGACAUAUUACAACGCAACUCAAGGUCUAUGUGGUAUACCAGAUAGUGAUGUAUCAAAUGAACUAUCUGGCAAAGAUGGAAAGGUUUAUCAAGCUAAAAGAUAUCCAAAUUCAGCUUUUCUUACGAGCUGGAAAUUGACAUCAGAAGAAAGUUUGUUCUUUAAAAAAAGCGGUAAGAAAUCAUGCAGAAAACCUGCAUCAGCAAAAGCAGAAGAAAAAUAUUGCACAUGUAACUACGGAGGAGAGGUGGAGAAAUGUACAACCGAAGGAUAUGCGGUGAGACCAACAUUUGGUGGUGCUAAACCGCAAACCAUUGUCUCAAAUGCAUUUGCCAAUUGUGAAAAGAGCUCAAAUAAAGAAAAGGCAGCACCACCGAUUGUAAUCCCUGAUGUGGAUGACAAAGAAAUCUACAGUUACAACCCCCCUGCUGAUCCAGUUGUGGUACCAAAAUGGCCAACAAAAAGCGGAAGAACCGAAGCAGAGGCGAAGAAGUUAUGUGCAGACGCUAUAAGUAAAUCAUCGUCUGGCAAAGCAUGCAAGAAAACAUUAGGAGAUGAUUUUGAUGAUACUUUUAAAACAGAAUGUGUUGCUGAUAUUCAGUUAACAGAUUCUCUAGAUUUUAUUAAAUCAUCGCUAAAUUCCAUGACAACAUCAUGUGAGGAAAAAGCAUUAAAAGACAUCAAGUAUUGGAACAAUCCAACAGGAACAAAUGGAACAAAUGGAACUUUGACACCACCAGUAGCAAUAGGCAACAAUCUAUGUCCCAAUGAUUGCAAUAAUCAAGGACAAUGUAUAAACAGUACAUGUAUAUGUAACCAAGGUUUUGAAUCGGUCGAUUGCUCUCUGGUACAAGGAAAACCGCCAUCCGUUGAGGAAAAGUUUAUUGCCUGUGAUAACAGAGAAGAUAAUUGUCUCAGUGCAGGUGUAUUUGGAGAUGGUUUUAGCGAUUCUUCUAAUUUGAAAUGUCGAUUUUACAAAAUCCAGGUAACAGGACAACCUCCAUACAGAAAGGUUGGCAAUCCUAUCCUAACAAAUGGAACAUCUGUGAGUUUCAGUGAAGUGGCCUGCACUGUUCCUUCUUUUGCCAGCACAUACAGUAAUACCGAGCCAACAUUGGUUAACAUCGGAGGCUACGAGAUUGGAGUGUCAAAUGACGGUAUUAAUUACAGUACUAACACUUCUACAUUUGUUUACUAUGAUUCCAAAUGCAUGACUUGUAAUGACACGACAGAACAAUGCGAGAAAAAGACAGACUCUUGUUUAAUUGACAAUGUUUGUUACCGUCUUGGUGAAGCAAAACCAGGUGACAAUACAGCUUACUGCAAUCCAACCAAAGACAGCAAAAAAUUUGUGGCGAAACCAAGAUACGAAUGCCAAAUUGGUGCCGGUCUUCAGGACAGCUCAUCAAAAAUAAACCUUGGAACAUGCUACGCCAAUUUCAACUCCUGUAAAUUUGCAUGCAUUGCCAAAGUGUCAAGCGUCCCCAAAAUAAACGGGGUACACUUUGGAGUUUUAUCUUCACCUGCAUACAAACCUAACAAUGUGCCAUCAUGUCACUGUUUGGUUGGUAUGAAGAAACGCAAGAUACGUAACUCAGGACAGUCAUGCUUACUGAAAAAUCUUGAAGAGUGGCACAGCUAUGUCACAUGUGCUGACAACGAAAUGAUACUACACGUGAACAGAAUGAGAUAUCCAGCAAAUCAAAAGCAAGUGAUCACUUUGAAAGAUAAUCGCUGCAACGGAGUUUUUAAUUCCUCGCAUACGAUUAUCAAAACAGGUUUUGAUCAGUGCGGCACGACUGUAGAAGAACGUAAUAACUAUAUUAUCUAUAAAAACACAGCCAAGUUGGUGGUUGGGAACGAUACGGUUGCUGGAAGUGGUGUCAUAACACGGAAGAGGAUUGUAAACAUAAAGUUGGAGUGUAAACACGAGAAAAUGAUUAAUGUGUCAACAACAGGAGCAUUCAAACCAGUAAAUGCAUCCAUUACAACUACAGAAAGCGGAAUGGGAACGUUCCAAAUCAGCAUAUCGUUAUUGAAAACGAGGUCAUAUUUGUCAAAAUAUAAACCGGAAGAUUAUCCUGUCUCGAUAGAGCUAUCUGAUCGAAUAUACCUGGGUAUGGAACUGGACGCGUCUCAUUCCGAUUUGGCACUCACUCUUCAAAAUUGCUAUGCCACCAGCACACCUAAUGCAUUGGAUACGUUGCGAUACAAUUUUGUUGAGAAUAGAUGUCCAAAAGACGACACUUUUCAAAUGCACAAACAGAGCAAGAAGAUAUUCCAAUACAGUAUCCAAGCUUUCCAAUUUUUGAAGCAAACAUCAGGCAUCUACAUCCACUGUGGUGCUGUUGUGUGCAAAGCAACUUCACCUGAUGGCAGAUGUCAAUUUGGUUGUGCGCAAAAACGAAAGCGAAGGGAAGCAGAUGAGAAUGAAAAGACUGGCAUAUCGAAAUAUUACGUUGUGUCAAGUGGAUAUGUGAAAUUAGAAGGUGGUAAUAAAGAAACGAAAAAAGAAGAAAACAAAUCGUUUUUCAGUGGAGCAAAAGGCGGGGCCAUCGCAGGUGUUAUUGGCAUUGCUUGCAUUGGUAUGAUCGUGGUUGUUGCCAUGAAGAUAAAGCAACACAGGAGAAGAGCAGUCAACUCGAAAAAAACAGAAACAGAGUUUGGUAUGAACACAUACACCAACGAUGGCUUCAACAAAACAGAAUAAUUUUUAUGGAACUUGUUAAAAUGAAGAAAACUUAUUUUUCUUAUAAAUUUUUUAAUUUAAUUGCCACCAAACCCUAUAUUGUUUUUAGGAAAGA
Messenger RNA from Hydractinia symbiolongicarpus, 2941 nucleotides. RefSeq lists its product as uncharacterized. The coding region runs from base 1 to 2847 and encodes 948 amino acids. The transcript is spliced from 13 exons. Lineage: Eukaryota; Metazoa; Cnidaria; Hydrozoa; Anthoathecata; Hydractiniidae. The record is from RefSeq and is a predicted model, not a curated record.